Messenger RNA from Carassius gibelio (silver crucian carp), 4922 nucleotides. It is a transcript of the gene apbb3, whose product is annotated as amyloid beta (A4) precursor protein-binding, family B, member 3. The record is from RefSeq and is a predicted model, not a curated record. Gene Ontology annotation, molecular function: transcription factor binding; amyloid-beta binding. Gene Ontology annotation, biological process: regulation of DNA-templated transcription. Gene Ontology annotation, cellular component: cytoplasm; nucleus. The transcript is spliced from 12 exons. NCBI's taxonomy places the organism in Eukaryota, Metazoa, Chordata, Actinopteri, Cypriniformes, Cyprinidae. The coding region runs from base 415 to 1857 and encodes 480 amino acids.
UACUGAAUUACAGAAUCCACAGAGAGAGAGAGAGAGAGAGAGAGAGAGAGACACACAGUUACAGAGAGAGAGAAAGAAGCGAUCUCAAAACAGCAUCACUCUCUGCUAGACAGUGAACAGAAUAGAGAAGAGAACAGAACAGCGUGAUCGCACAAGCAUUAGACAGAAAGACAAAGAUAUGAGGUUGAUUAGACAGCAGUGAAAUUACCUGAGGGCAAAAUAGAAGAGUGGGAAAAAAAAGAGUGUGGCUUUUAAUCCUCUUGGCAUGCGAGUGUAUUCCUGGCUUUUUGGCAACUGAGUGUGUGAGUGGUCACCCUGUGUGUGAGUGUGUGCUGCAGAGUUUGUCAGUGGUGUUGGGACGCUUUGGACUGGAAUGUAUCUGAGUUAACCGCUGGGGGCUUUUGGGAAGACACAAUGCUGGGAAAGGAUUACAUGCUCGCCAUCAUCAUCGUCAACUAUGACGAUGACAUCUGGAAUGAUCAGAGUCUGGCGAUGGACUCAGAUCUGCCUCCUGGAUGGCGCACCAUACGUGACAGCACUGGCACCUAUUACUGGCACGUGCCCACGGGCGCAACACAGUGGCAGCACCCCUCCUACAGUGCAGAGGAGGAACAAAACACCAUUAACGGCAUCACUGCCAGCCAGAUCAAGACUGCAGCAGAUGGCAGACGGGAAUCAAGAGGCAGACUGACUGAAAACCCUCUGCCGUCUCUGAGCGAAAGGCCCUCCUGGCAGGAAGAGUAUUUCUGUGCCAACAUGGAUCCAGACUCCAAGUGUUUCGCUGUGCGCUCACUCGGCUGGGUUGAGAUCCCUGAGGAGGAACUGACCCCUGGAAAAAGUAGUCUGGCGGUGAACAACUGCAUCCAGCAGCUCUCUCACAGCAAAGCAGAGGGCCGGGACGCAGUGGGCGCCUGGGGAGAGGGUCAGGAUAUGAUGAUGGUCCUCAAGAAGGACACUCUCAGUCUAAUGGACCCUGUGGACCGCAGCCUCAUCCACUGUCAGCCCAUAAUCAACAUCCGUGUAUGGGGGGUGGGCUGCAACAAUGGCAGGGACUUUGCCUUUGUGGCCAGUGAUAAAGACACCUGCAUGCUCAAGUGCCAUGUGUUUCGCUGCAAUGCUCCAGCCAAGACCAUUGCAUCUGCCCUGCAUGAGAUGUGCUCCAAGAUCAUGUCAGAGAAGGCAGCACUGCAGCCCUCUAUGGCCCGUUCUCUCACCAUGGAGAGUAUCUCCCCAGAGGACUUCCCCCGUCAGGUUGACUUCCUGGAAUCAGUGAGGCAAAGGGUGCAGAAGUUUGAGGUGGAGUACAUUGGAAACCUGCCUGUAUCCAGAGCAAUGGGAAUGGAAGUGUUGAACAGAGCUAUCGAGAGCAUCAUGCACUCCAGAGACAGAGAUGAGUGGGAGCCGAUAGUCAUCCAUGUGUCUGAUACAGUUAUGUCUUUGUGGAGAGGAGAGGAUGGAGAUGACCCAUUUUGGGAAAGCCAAGUACGUUACUUGACUUUCCUAGGUGUGGGUCAUGACACACACACUUUCGCAGUCAUAGUGGAAGCAGGAACCCAGCGCUUCGAGUGCCAUGUGUUUUGGUGUGAGCCCGAUGCUGGGAUCCUCUCUGAGGCAGUUCAGGCUGCAUGCAUGGUCCAAUACCAAAAGUGUUUGGUUGCACAAACUCCUCCUGUGAGGUCCAAAAUGUGGCGGGCAGGCUCCAAAGUCAAACGAGCCAACUCCAUGGAUAGCUCCAGCUUCCCGCCUCGGCACCAAGGACACACACCUUCUAAAAUGGCUUCUCCCGGCGUGAAGAAGGGCAUGCUGGCAUUUUUUGAGACAUUCCGGAAUAAACAUUCAGCAGUAUCCACACCCUAACAACAGCAACUCGGUGAGGGGGUUUGAGGAGGGAGAUAUGAGGAGAUGGAGAGAUGGAAGGAGUAAAUUAAACAUUAAGCCUAAAAAAGUUGAAGGAAUAUCAGUAUCCUUUGCCUUUGGCAUUUUUAGAAAAAUCCAACUUAACUUCCCCAGUAUGACCUCACACACACACACACACACACACACACAAACACCUAUUUGCCCUUAAUAAGAGUGUUUUGAGGAUUAAUGUAUCGGAAUGUAGGUGUGCAGAACAGCGUUUAAAUGACAUUGAGGUGCUGUGCUCUCACAUUCCAAAAACUGACAGAACUCCAAAUCCUCUGUAACAUAAAUACUGUUAUAAAACAGUCCACAAAUGUGAUUGGUAAAAGGCUCAUUUUCACCACACAGACCGACAGGGAUUUUCAGGUUGGUCGACGUCUGGCAGUGCAAUGUGAAUUAGAGUACACAUUCUCUUGGACUUUGUAUCACUUCACUUGUCUAUUUGUUCCAGACAGAAUGUCGGUGUAUAUUAGUGGUGGGGAUUUUUCAUUGACUCGUUCUGCAGGCUACACUGUUACGGUAAUAGGUGGUGAGAAGUAAAGAGUGUUUAUGGUACUUCGGUACCAAGUCGGUACUAAAAAAAUUUAAUGUGACGGUACCAGGUUUCUUUACCGGUAGUACCGAGGUCCCGUUCAAACCCAGUUCAGCGCUAUGAAUUCUGCGAAGCAGAAAACGAGGACGGAAUCUCAAAAUCCAGUCACGAAAAUGAAACUUACAUUUUAAUUUUGACAGUCAUGGAAUUUGUCAAAGUUAGCAUAAAUUAAUCAAAUCAAAUCUCCAUAUGGACCAGUAUCUAAAUAUUAAGCAGCAAAAGUUGUUUGAAAUAUGAAUCCGUGUUCUGCGUGUCUCUGUGUGAAUUAAUGAAUGGCAGAGACGUGCAGGUUUGUUUACUACAUAGACUGAAGCGCAUGACGCUUGCAUUAAUUUCAGCAUCUGAGCUUCAGAGUUCUCUCUCAAUCAAGCGAUCUGAACUUUUCAGUUCAUCUCAAUGGACGCACAGCGCACCUGUAUUUGACACUCUGUAAACUCUUUGUGAAGGCGCACAACUCACCGUCGCUUUACUGAUAGCGCUGUUUCUCACACAUGCAAAGAGAGAGAGGGAGAGAGUCUUACCACGCUGAAUCGACACGCUAUAUGUAAACUAUUCUUUGUUGUCUUCUCCUGUCAAAAUAAUGGAGUUCAUUUAGAAUUAUUCAACUUUUUCGAACAAGCAGAAGACAUACCGGUUUCUCCUGUAGUGGGCGGAGCUGACGUGCAAAUGGCAAUUUCAUUGGCUGGCACUGAUUUAGUACCGUCCCUGUUUUGAUUUCAGCAAAUCAGUUUGACCGAACCCAGACAACGUGAUUAAUAUUCAUGAACCCAGCAGCUCAUCAGUUCAUAGUGCAUUGUAUGAAAGUGAAAGUGAAGUGACAUCCAUACUCAGAAUUUGUGCUCUGCAUUUAACCCAUCCGAAAUGCACACACACACAGAGCAGUGAACACACACACACACUGUGAGCACACACCCGGAGCAGUGGGCAGCCAUUUAUGCUGCGGCGCCCGGGGAGCAGUUGGGGGUUGUCGUGGUAUUGAAGGUGGAGAGAGAACUGUACAUGCACUCCCCCCACCCACAAUUCCGUCCGGCCCGGGACUAGAACUCACAACCCUUCGAUUGGGAGUCCUACCCUCUAACCAUUAGGCCACGACUUCCCACAUUAGUAUACACAUUAGUAUGAUAGUAGAAUUAGUAGUAGUAUUAUCUUUUAAUAAUAAUUAAUAUGGUCUAUUACAAUUUUUUUUUUUUACAGAAACCCUCAAUGACCAAAAAUAUCUUAAGUAUCGCCACCAUUCUUAAGUUCAGUCAAAAUGACAAAUAUGCAUUCAUUAGGCCUAAAGGUAAAGGCAUUGUGCUAGAACUAUUACUAUUAUUUAGUAAAAUGUAUGUGAUACUACUACUACUGUUGAAAAAAUUAAUAAAACUUUAUUUUUUAAAGAAAUCAAUCACAAUAUUUCUUCCAUGUUUUAAUUUUAAAAUCAAAUCCCCUUUAUUUACCAAAAAUAAAAUGUGUUUAAAUUUCAUAAAUUAAAAGACAAAUUAAAUUUGGGUGAAACUUGUUUACUGUUUUUCAUAAUUAUAUAACUUGUAGAAGAACUUUAAACACAAUUGUAAACAAGUAUAAAGAAUGGCAUUGGUUUUAUUUUUAGUGCUAAAAAGUUAUUUUUUUUAAUUAGAAUAUUUUUGUGUUUUGCUUUGGUACCAAAAUUGGUACAGAGAACCGUGCAUUUUCACUGGUAUCGGUACCGAAUACUGAAAUUUUGGUACCGUGACAACACUAGGUAUCGCUUUACAAUAAGACCUCAUUAGUUAACCUUAGUUAAUACAUUAACAUUCACAAUAAGCAAUAGCUACAUUUGCUAACAAAGUUAUUAAUCCUUGUAAAAAAAAUAAAAGUCUUAGUCCAUUUUAGCUCAUUAAAUAACACAAUUGCAAUUUUGAUUUUGACAACGUGUUAUUAAAUAUUGGAAUACCUCAGAUUUAUGAAUGUUCAGUUAUAACGAAUUAACUAAUGUUAACUAAUGAAGCCCUAAUGUAAAGUGUGAACGAACAAUAAAGAAUCAAACCACUUUCAAACAAUAUAUAGAGCAUUGUGUAGUCCAGAUAAAAAUGUAAAAAAAUAGUUUUAAAAUAAGUAGCCUAUUAAGUCUAAAUAUUUAAGUAUUUGGCGCUGUGAUGAACACCAUAGCAAAUCCACAAACCUGAAUGGCUAUUUAAAUUAUUUAAAUAUGUUUUAGAAAGUAGCAGCUGUUUUAUUUCCAGGGUAACUGGCUGCAUUAUCUGCAGUUUAGCGCCAUCUGCUGUCAGAGAGUGAAUGUGCUUUCAUUCAGCUCGUCUCUCAUGUGUUCCUCCAUGUGCUCUUCAUGCCUGCUUGUUUACCAUAUUUUUCGGACUACAAGUCGCACCUAAGUAUAAGUCGCAUCAGUCCAAAAAUACGUCAUGAUGAGGAAAAAAACAUAUAUAAGUCGCACCGGACUAUAAGUCGCAUU